This is a messenger RNA of Besnoitia besnoiti, 3447 nucleotides long. RefSeq lists its product as uncharacterized. The transcript has 6 exons. The record is from RefSeq and is a predicted model, not a curated record. Bases 1 to 3447 code for a protein of 1148 amino acids. Lineage: Eukaryota; Apicomplexa; Conoidasida; Eucoccidiorida; Sarcocystidae.
AUGCGUGUCUGUUCUAUUGCAUCGGUUGAUGACAGGGCGAUGAGCGGGCAAAUACACUGCUCAGUAAAGGAGACCCGAGCUCGCCGGGUUCCUUGCCGUCCUGGGAGGGGGGCGGCGCGCAAGAUUGAAUCCGUCGCCCUUCUGCUCAUUAUUUCUAUCCCGUGGAGCCGUCGUUAUUUUUGUGAAGACAUUCGUCUCGCGGAUGUGUGGUCUUUCACAGCGACCACAGAGAAUGCAACCUCUCCAGGAGGAAAUCUCGUGAACGCAUCUGCCGAGUAUUCUUCAACAGUGCAGAAGGCUGUCAAUGUCCGGGAUUCUCAUCCGGUCCUGUUGGCUGAAAACACCGCGCACAACACAUUUCCCGAUAAGAGCCUUGAAGUGUCUGAGGGUGUGCGCGAGCCACGAUGGAGAAGAGCCCGCAAAAAUGUUCGGCUCGUUGACACCCUGUUGGCCAUCGAGUGGCACACCAGUGGUGGAAAUGCAAAGUCCCCGUCCGAUGCGUUAGAGAGGGAAACUCAGAGUUUACUUUCGCCUCUAUUGCCCUAUGCCACACACGUGAAGAACGACCAGGGGGGGGUGGAACAUCACAGGCAUGCCCCUAAAGGAAACGUUUCCGGAACACGACCAGGAGGAAAGGAACGAAGAGUGAAAGCUGAACCAGAGGGAGAUAUUCUGCGGACGAGGAGACAGCAACGAAAUGAAGUAGCUUUGGAAAAGACUGCCGAUGUAUCGCAGCGAUGCGCUUCUGGAAGCCACCAGGACGGGGCGGACAGGUGCGGCGCCACCAGUGAGUUGCCGCAUCACAACAGCGGCAACACCAAUCCGCCAUUCCGUCGCCUGGCAAUCCAUGAGAUUGUUGUCACGAGCUUGAGAGACUUCUUUCUACCUACCGCAACCGCUGAAUCUCGAGAACUAAGCAAUGCUGCCACCGAGGUCUCAAGAAUAGCUCGGAUGCACAACCAAGAUGCGACGCACAACAAACCGGGUUCCACGUAUUUACUCGCUCCUUUGCCAUCUCGCUUCAUUUCUACGGUUACGGGAACGAGGGGGCUCCUGUCGGGACACUUUACUCCGACUACACUCCGUGAAGUUAUACGAACAGAACCGGAGGGUGGUGUCGCACGAUACUACAGCCCUGAACCCCAAGAGAGAAGUCCCACCUGGAACGCUUUCUUACUAGACCAACUCGAGCGUCGUUUUGAUCAGCUAACAGACAAAGAGAAGUAUGAUCUUGUUAACCACGUCUCUUUGCGGGCAUUUUCUCACCUCGAGUGGCUGUAUGAGUGGCAGAAGACAUACGCUCCUACGCUUCUCCUUGUGCAACAAGAGCGAGACGAAGCUAACUCCUCUUCGCCCGCCACUAAUUCUCUAUCUUCUCGCGUCUCCGAGCCUUCAGCCCACCCAGACUCUCCAGCCUUCAACCGCGGAACAAGGAAAACAGUUCUUAGAAGCGAUGCGCAAGAUGACGAGGAAGAAUUUGGAUACGAUAUUGCGUGGAAACUGUUCACUACUACUGGUCACCUUGCUGUCGCUCCCGAAGCGGAGGAGGGUGUUGAACAACGCGAAGUUCACACAGAUGCUUACAAACGUAAUCCGUACCGGCGAAACGGUGGAGCGGGCAACAGAGCUCGAGCAGAUGCGUUAGUGCAAGGUGGAGUCGAAGGCAUCGCAGAGGGGCAGGCUUUAUGGGAUGAGACCCUUAUUGCCUUGAAACGAAAAAAUAUCCCGAAUAUCACCUACACCGUUGACCAGAUUAACGAAGAUGUUGGGGUUUUCCUUGAAAGAUACAGAGAUGCUGUUUGGUCUCUUCCGCUUCAGCAUAUCGUUAAUGCCACGUUAAACGGAGGAAUAUUUCCAGACCUCGUUGAAAGGCAAUCUGCUUCUUACCCAGACUUCAAGAGAAACGUCAGGUGCAAUCCCGAGCCUCAGAGUGGCGUGGGGGAGGCGUUGGUGUGUCAGAACCUGGGCAAUUUUCUUCGCGAGUUCGGCACGAAUCUACGGAGAGUUUACGGCGAUUCAUACUUAUAUGGGAUUCACAAACGAGCCGAAGACCUCGCUGGGUUUUUACACUACACAAUCGUUAGUACGACAGUCACGGAGGCUUUAUUUGAAUUUGUGGAGCAGCAUGUCACCGUCGCCGCCCUCGAGGCCGUUUUGAACGCGACAAGUUCACUUAUAGAAAUCCCAGUUGAAAGUCAAGUCUUUCAGCUGAUGAAUGCUCUACUCUCCCUCGGAGGAGACUUCUAUUCCCUUGCAGACAUGCCUGCUGUUGAAUUCGAGAAUAAAAACCUUGUAAGAUCGAAAGUGCGGAAUGCGUUCUACUGUCGCCUUUUCAACGGCCGCCUGCACUUCUGUAGGCCUUCCGGUAUUCCGCCGACCAUUUCAAUCAACAUCCCCCGGGAGACUGUAUUCGAUCCUGCAACUGGAUUCAUCAAAUUUCUAUACCUCAUUGGUUUCCAAUUCUCGUGCGAGCAACAGGGUGGCUGCUUCGCCGAUAUUCUUAUCGAAGGAGACAAUUUCGAUGGCUUUUACGUUUUGGCCGCCGUGGGCACGACAGGAUUUCCCGUCUACGUCGCAUAUCGUGAGUUCGCUAACUUCCCAGAACUCACACAACUAUACCUUUGGCAGGGAUUGAGACCGUCCGUGGUGGACGCCACGCAAGCGUCAUGGGCCGCCAUCACUCCGUUCUUCCCAGAGUCCUACUACGCAGCAACCAGGGGCCAGCUUUUCCCUUUCGCGUCCUUGGCGUCAUUAACGCCUCCGAACAACUGUUCGGACGUGCCUCCUACACCAUUCGGAGACACGAAUACGAACUUCCCGGCUUGCAUGAACAUUACACGCCAGUGGGUUAUAGGUCGCGUAUCAGCUUUCGGGAACUGCAAUGGCUUUCUCUACUCUCACGUCUGCGUCUUCCCGGCAAUCGUUGAGACGUUUCCCACGAGCAAUCCGGAAACUUGGACAGCAGAAACGUCAACAACAACGCCACCGGCCUCUACUACUCCAUCGCCCACGCCAGGACAGCCAGGGCCCAGCCCUCCGGGAGGAGGAGUGAGCCCACAAGGUGUAGGAUUCGUCCCAGAGGGUCAGCGAUCCGCAGAAAAAAAACGCCUUCCGAGGACAGACAAAGAAGGACGACGCCGUAUGAGUACAACCGCUAGGCAACUGAGUGGUGGUGGCAGCGGGGGCGGAGAAACUGAUGCCCACACUUUACCGCUUUGGGCGGCUCGUAGUGCUGACUCCAGGGUGCAUAACGAUAAUACACCAGUUUUCCUUGGAGGAGAAGAGCUGAAACUAUACGCUGACAGACUGCGGUCACUGACUGGGACUAAUGGACGGCAGUUUCAGUCCGCCAUCCCAGUACACAGAUCUCAAUUUGUCGACGGCUUCAGUGGGAAGCUCGAUAUUUAUAUUCCACCUUUCCUCCAUAUCCCUCCAGAUAUUUGGUAA